AUGGAAACACAAUCUGCACAUAUUCUGGAUCAAUCAAGAAAGAUUGAUGAUAUGCUAGCUGUGAUGAUGGAAAUGAAGAAUCAAUGGAAGGAUUCAACUCCUACAGGUUCUAGGAGUAGAGGUAAUCAUGAAACUAAUUCAUUGCAGAAAUCUUUAGGGUAUAAUCCAAAGUUGUCAUUUCCUAAAUUUGAUGGUACUAAUUGCAGAAUCUGGAUUAGAAAAUGUAGCAAGUACUUUAGCUUGUGUAAAAUUGCUGAUGAUCAAAAGGUUGAUUUAGCUUCUUUAAACAUGAAUGAUAAGGCUGAGAGUUGGGUUAGUAGUUAUUUGUCUGCUAGAGGACAUGUGGAAUGGCAUGAAUUUUGUCUUGACUUGGCUGCUAGAUUUAAAGAUACUAGGGGUACCAAUUCUGUAGAAAAGUUUAAUAAGUUGACACAAACUGAUUCAAUUGAGACAUAUCUGGAUGAGUUUGAAGAUUUAAAAUCCGGUGUACUGCAAACCCAUCACAAUUUGCCUGAAGAGUUCAUAUUAGAUAGCUUUAUUGGGGGUCUUGAUCCAGUAGUGAAACCCUUUGUGAAACCUUUCAAACCCAAUACUAUAGCUGAGGCUGUGGAGUUUGUAAGAUUACAAGAAGAACAUAAUUUAGCUUUAAACCAAAAACCAGCCAAAACACAUUCAUACUCACAAAAUUACAAAGCCAUACAAGCUGUCCCUUUGAAUGCCAGUAAACCAGCCUUGUUACCCACUCCUUCUACAAAACCUAUUCCACUUCCCAUCACUAAGUUUCACAAUAGACCAAACAGGAAUUUUAGACAUGUACCUGCUGAUGUGAGGGCUGAGAAAAUAGCAAAAGGCCUUUGUUACUACUGUGAUCAACAUUAUGAUAGGAAUCAUAAAUGUCUUUUGCUGGAACCACAGCUAUUUACUGUGGAGAUUGCUGGCAGUAGUGAGGAUAAAGCAGAUAGCAAUAGUGAUCUAGAAGCUGAAACAGAUGAAGAUGAGGAUGUGAAUGAACCAGUUCUGUCACUGAAUGCACUGUCAGGAAACCAAAACUUUCAAACCAUGAGAGUAAAAGGAUUGAAGGGGUCUAGAGUGUUUCAUAUCCUAGUGGAUUCAGGAAGUACUCACAACUUUCUGGAUUUGAAUUUAGCUAGAAAAAUGGGGUGUUCCAUUGAGAGCAUUCCAGCUCAGCAUGUUACAGUAGCUGAUGGCAAUCAUCUCAAGUGUCAACAUGUCUGCAAAGGGUUUAGUUGGGAGAUGCAAGGAAAAUUGUUUGUGACUGAUGUCAUGCUGAUUGAUUUAGGAGGUUGUGAUAUGGUCUUAGGUGUCCAGUGGUUGGCUACACUUGGACCAAUAUGUUGGGAUUUUAAAGAGUUGAAAAUGGUGUUUGAUCAAGAAGGUGAUCAGUUUACUCUAAAAGGAGUACAUCCACAGAAAGUCAGGUUGCUUGAAGGUCCACCUACAGAGAAACUUAUAGAGAAUGCAGUCCAAUUGUGUUUGCUUCAGGUUAGGGAUAUAUCAUUCAAUGAAGUAAAAUUAGAUAAUGCCUUGUUAACACCUGUGUCAAGUGAGCUUCAGUCACUGAAAGACAGAUACAAAGAUAUCUUUGCUGAUCCUGAGUUGUUACCACCCCAUAGGGGUGUAUUUGACCAUACCAUUCCACUUGAACCAAAUGCAAGGCCAGUGAAUAUUAGACCAUAUAGGUAUCCACUCAAACAAAGGGAUAUUAUUGAGCAAUUGGUGCAAGAAAUGCUGGACAGAGGUAUAAUACAGAACAGUGCUAGCCCUUUUGCAUCCCCUGUGGUUUUGGUUGGGAAAAAAGAUGGUACAUGGAGGCUUUGUGUGGAUUACAGGGAGUUGAAUAGCAAGACCAUUAAGAAUAAAUUCCCUAUCCCUAUUAUUGAUGAGUUAAUUGAUGAACUAGCAGGUGCUACUGUGUUUAGCAAGCUUGACUUAAGAGCUGGUUAUCAUCAACUCAGGGUACAUGAUGAUGAUGUACACAAAACAGCUUUUAAAACUCAUGCUGGUCACUUUGAGUUUCUGGUCAUGCCAUUUGGCCUUACAAAUGCUCCAGCAUCUUUUCAAGGAUGGAUGUACAGUGUGUUUAAACCACUCUUGAGAAAGAGUGUAUUGGUGUUCUUUGAUGACAUAUUGGUGUACAACAAGACUAUAGAGGAUCAUUGGCAACACCUAGGUCAGGUGUUUGAACUCAUGAGACACAAUAUGAUGUUUGCUAAAGCUAGUAAAUGCAGCUUUGCCAUGGAAAGGGUGGAAUAUUUAGGACAUUAUAUUUCAGCUAAGGGAGUUGAAACUGAUCCACAGAAAAUUUCUGCAGUGGAAAGUUGGCAUGUUCCAUCAAAUGUUAAGGAGUUAAGAAGUUUUUUGGGCUUAACAGGUUAUUACAGAAAAUUUGUGCAGAAUUAUUCUCUUAUAUAUGCUUCAUGUAAGGGUAUUGGGGCUGUUUUGAUGCAAGAAAAUCACCCUUUGGCUUAUAUCAGUAGAACAUUGGGUUCCAAAUGGCAAAAGCUCUCUGUGUAUGAGAAGGAACUGCUGGCAAUUGUUUUUGCAGUUUAG
Molecule: messenger RNA, 2571 nt
Organism: Spinacia oleracea (spinach)
Lineage: Eukaryota; Viridiplantae; Streptophyta; Magnoliopsida; Caryophyllales; Amaranthaceae
Exons: 2
Coding region: 1-2571 (856 amino acids)
Biological process (GO): proteolysis
Molecular function (GO): aspartic-type endopeptidase activity
Source: RefSeq, a predicted model, not a curated record